AACCUCUAGAUAGCGGACCGUUCGGCCGUUCCUGUUCGCGAAACAUUCACUUCCUGGUAGUCGACCGUCAUCGGCUCAGAUCCCGCGCAGGAUCGUUCGAACCUAUGUACGUGCACGCGCUCGGUGCUAGCCCAGGUACUCUGGGCCAUCAUGCCGAGUCUUUGCAAUUUCAUAAUUGUCGCAUUCUUCUCCUGUUGGAUUUCGGCUUUGUGUCGCGGGACGUUCGAUGACAACGAUCACGAGUGUGCACGUCCUUGUUCCAACGAGCGAUCUUCGGAGAAAACAUGCGUCUACACUUUUUUCGUCACAGAAACGCACAUCCCGCCAAGUUUCUGCAACAAAUCCGAGGACAAGGACGAGAUUUUUGCUUGCGCAAAUCAUACCGCGGGAGAGAGUCGUUUGGCGAUUAACGGGAAAAGCCCGGGGCCAGCUAUACAAGUUUGUCUGGGAGACACGAUCGAGGUGGUCGUUUACAACAAAUUAGGAAACGACGAAUUAACUGUCCAUUGGCACGGAAUCCGGCAGAAGGGCUUUAACCACAUGGACGGUGUGCCCAUGAUAACACAGUGCCCUAUUUUACCCUUCAGUGGUUUCCGUUACAAAAUACAUCCGGAAAGCGCGGGAACGCAUUUCUAUCACGCUCAUUCAGUCUCGCAACAGGGCGACGGGGUGUACGGGUCGUUGACAGUUCGAGGACCACGGGAUGACCCCAGUCUGGAAAGGAUACUUGUACUGUCAUCAAGGCCGCCGACUCCGCUGACACGACAAUCGCGCCUGCUGCAUCCACCUACACCGGGCGAGCUCCUCGUAAACGGCCAGGCGCGGGAAUUGACGCUACGAGUGAGGCAUGGUCUUCGCUAUUUACUGCGUCUCGUUAACGCCAAUGCACACGAUUGUCCCGUGUUGCUGUCCCUCCACGGCCAUUCGCUUCGAGUAUCGGCCGCUGAUGGCAACCCUGUACAAUCGAUGACGGGCACGCAUGUCGUUUUAUUUCCAGGUACCCACGGGCUUUGGGACGGUCUGGGCACUAGUGGGACGCGCGUCGGCAUGGAGUGGACCCGCGACAAGACCCUGGAGCUGCUGCGCGAGUACCAACAACGGCGCGUUCUCUGGGACUGGAACGCCCGCGGCUACCGGGACCGCGCGAAGCGCAAGCGAGCCAUCCAGGAGCUCGCCGAGAUCCUCUGCUGCAACACCCUCGAGGUCGAGAAGAAGAUCACGAAUCUCAAGUGUCAGUAUUCCCGCGAGGUGCACAAGAUCCAGAACAGCCGCGACGCCGCCACCGGUCCCGACGAUGUAUAUGUCUCUAAGUGGUUCGCCUUCAAGGCCAUGCAGUUCCUACAAUUCGGCACGCGCAGAUAUAGCAAGCGGAAGAAGAAAGUCCAGGUGUCAAAGCUGCAAGAGGAGCACAUUGUCAGUGACAUCGAUCCGGAGAGCAUCACAUUCAUCGACUGCAACGAGGAGACGAAUGGCUCCGGCACCGGUUCCUUCAACGCCUCGCUCAGCGAAGACGCCGAAGAAUCUUCGUCGUCCAGCCUAAAGGCGAUGGAGUUGUACAACGGCUCUCUGCCGAGCCAAGACAGUCCUCCCGCCGAUCUCGAUAGCCCGACGAAGCUGGAGGCCGGCCCCGACGAGAAACAGCGGAAAAAGACGAAGGAGGAGUUCGCCAAGUUCGGCGAGAGCAUCGCCGUGCAGCUCGCCGAGAUCCCCGACUCGUACUCGAGGUCGGUCGCGAAGCUUAGGAUUAAUCAGAUCCUCUUCGAGGCGGAGAUCGGGGUCUACGCGCAAACGCGCGAAAGGCUCGAUGGCGUUCUAGCGGCGGAUCAGGCGAUUGGCAAGUAUGCACUUGAUAUACAGGGUCUCCGGGAUUGUCGAGAUAUGCGACACGAGACGUAUAUCUUUUACGAAGAUGCGGCGUUGGACUCGUACACGUUAAGGACCGCUGAGAGCUUCGACGAGCAGGCACUCAAGAUCGCCGAGAGUGGCCAUCAUUGUCACAGAAUAUCGAAAAACAUCGUUUGUUCGUUGGAUCUGAAGAGUACAGAGCUGUCACAGUUGGAUGAGAAAGCGGACGAGACGAUCUAUGUGCCCUUCGAUACGAAUACCUUCUCAUUCACGGACGAGAUGACAGACUAUUCUUACAACAUUCACGUAUCGAGAUACUAUCCAGCCUACUUGAGUUUAGAAAAAAGCGCGACGAAGAUACCGCAGAUCAACGGCAUGUCGUUCAAGUAUCCUUCGUCUCCGAUACUGUCGCAACCGGAAGAGACCAUGGAGAAAUCGAUAUGCACCCUCGACGAACGCUCCAGCGAGUGCGCUGACACACCGUUGUUCUGCGAAUGCCUGCAGUUGAUUCAAAUUCAACCGCGAAAAACGGUCGAGAUUGUGCUGAUAGACGAAGGUUUAGGAAGCAACGUGUCGCAUACGUUUCAUUUACACGGUUACAACGCUAGCAUCAUGGCCCGAGAGAGUUUCGAGCGGCCUAUUACCAAAGACUAUGUCGUAUCCCUGGACCGUGACGGGAGGAUACACCGAAAUCUCGUGAAUCCGGUGCAGAAGGACACUUUCGUCGUGCCGAAUAAGGGUUAUGUCAUUCUUCGUUUCUACACCGACAAUUUAGGCUAUUGGUUGUGGGAGGCGAGAAACACCGCAAUAUAUUCUCAACUGUUCGGUCCAGGAAUACAAUUUCUGAUGAGAGUCGGACUUCAUCGAAAUCUACCGCCUGUACCGAUCGACUUUCCCAGUUGUGGGAAUAACAAAGGCAUAGAUUUAUUAUUCGAAAAUUCCUAAUAUUUACUUAUGCUUGAUGCAUAUGACACGAUAUAUUGAAUUAUAUCAAAUAUUGUUAUAGUUAAGUUUACAUUGUUUCCUCCCUUGUUCUUUGUACUUAAAAGAAAUUUAUAUAUUAGAUUUAACUGGUUUUUGUUACUUUAAGUAUAUUUUUGUUACUUUAAGUAUAUAUAUAUAUAUAUACAGCAUGUAUCUACUGUGUCCUCAACAGUCAAAAAAUAAUAUAGACAGAAUCCUCUGUGAAGGAAAACACA
Messenger RNA from Odontomachus brunneus, 3044 nucleotides. RefSeq lists its product as uncharacterized. The transcript has 12 exons. Bases 151 to 2790 code for a protein of 879 amino acids. Gene Ontology annotation, biological process: iron ion transport. Gene Ontology annotation, cellular component: plasma membrane. The record is from RefSeq and is a predicted model, not a curated record. Gene Ontology annotation, molecular function: copper ion binding; oxidoreductase activity. NCBI's taxonomy places the organism in Eukaryota, Metazoa, Arthropoda, Insecta, Hymenoptera, Formicidae.